AUGACGCAGCGGAGGGAAGAGAGGGGACGGUACCGUGGCAGGACACGCGGUAGUGCGAAGGGCGCUGGCAGGUAUCGUUGGAAAUUGGCGCUUUUGGCUGCCGUGUGUCUCUGUCUUGUGGUGUAUCUUCUGCAGGGUGAAGAUGACACCAUUGCGUCUGUCAUGUUGGCGAAUGACACGCAGGACCUUCUCUCUGCGCUGAGGUUGGCGAGGGAGAAGACAAGCGUCAGCAGCAUCCACACCGUCACGGAUUGUAUGAUGCGGGUUGGUUUGACGCUGGAUGGCAUGUUGGCCAGUACAGACGAUAAAUCAACAGCAACAGCCACUCAAAAAAUUAUGACGCAUACCGUGGAAACUUAUCGACUGGCAACAGCGUUUGUUUUGGAAGUACUUUCCCCCUUGUUCCAGGAGAAGCCAAGGGAUGUCGUGCUACAGAACCAUCGUACCGAGCCAAAGUUUCUGUGGCGCUGGAUAGCUGUUACUGCCUACGCCUUGACGACCGUUUUGCCUGAGCACUUUCUUGCUCUGGACGACACAGAGACCCACGGUGAGGUUCUGGUGAUGGGACUGCACGUGUUAUUGCAUGCAUCAAAUGCGGCUUCCUCGUCGUCUUUUUCUCCUUUAUUGCCAACUGAACGAGCGGCCCUUGUUGAUUGCAUCCAUUACGAGAAGAAUCCCCGCUGGGAAAAGUUUUGCAGCAGUGGGUUUUCAAACCUCCAUGGCCUGGAAGUUCGCCGCGCUGCCAUUCUUGAGGAACUUAUUGCACUUUACCCGGAAUAUGCCCCAUUGCGACUUCAUUAUGUUGUCGCACUCUCCCUGGGACGUCAUGCUGCAAAGACGGAAGUCGUUUUGGGGCUAAUUGAGAGGGAGCGGGCGAGACUUCACACCCGAACACAUGUCGAUCCUUUACAUGGGGCAUUCCUGGGACUCUGCAAGGCUUUUGUUUCUUCUGUAGAAAAAACAAGGCGUGUGGAGGCAACUGAGGGAGUUGUGGAGGGACUGCGUCAAAUCAACACAUGUGCGCAGCUUCUGCGUCCUUUUCAUGAGGAUAUGGGCAACUGGCGGCAUUACUUCCGCGGGCAGGAGCGGCCCGAUGUGAUGGACAAACGACAGGCAAGGCGUCUAUUGGGCGCCAUGACAGAACUAUUGCAGGAAAAAGGAAUUCCAGAGUCUCUCCCCCCUGGGCUAAGAGCGUGUGGCGAAGGGGAUUGA
This is a messenger RNA of Trypanosoma cruzi, 1212 nucleotides long. RefSeq lists its product as uncharacterized. The coding region runs from base 1 to 1212 and encodes 403 amino acids. The transcript has a single exon. The record is from RefSeq and is a predicted model, not a curated record. Lineage: Eukaryota; Euglenozoa; Kinetoplastea; Trypanosomatida; Trypanosomatidae.